Messenger RNA from Uranotaenia lowii, 1603 nucleotides. It is a transcript of the gene d4, whose product is annotated as zinc finger protein ubi-d4. Gene Ontology annotation, cellular component: nBAF complex. The transcript is spliced from 3 exons. Gene Ontology annotation, biological process: nervous system development. NCBI's taxonomy places the organism in Eukaryota, Metazoa, Arthropoda, Insecta, Diptera, Culicidae. The record is from RefSeq and is a predicted model, not a curated record. Bases 35 to 1345 code for a protein of 436 amino acids.
GUGACUGCGUUUUUGUUGUGUUUGAGUUGUUUGAAUGGAUAGCAGCGCAAUGGCGUCCUUAGAUUCUUUGAAAAUUAACAUGCAAAGUUUGGAGAAAAUUGAAUCUUUUCUUCACGAUUCAGCUUACAAAGAAGCGAUUGAAAACAGUGAAACUUUCAAUACUCGGCUUUGCAUCGAAAGACGACUAAGAAUGCCUUUUUUGGACCCACAAACUGGGGUAGCGCAAUACCAUUCGGCUCUCUUCAUGGCACCCCGUAAUCGUAUUCCGGGUCUAAAGGAUGGUCAAAUUUAUAGUUAUCCGUCUGCCCGUUGGAGAAAGUCAAGGAGACAGUAUUUGUUACAGAAACCGCAGCCACCUUUUCCUGCGUACACUCAUCGCCCAUUCGGACAUUUGCAAAGUACGUAUGAUUCGGAAAAUUCCAAUCUGGAAUCGGCAACUACCGCGGAUAAUGACUCGAAGGAUCACAAAGAAGAUCAUCCCAAGGAGUGGUACUACGACGAUAUGGAAAUGCAUGAAAUGGAGACUCUAGAUGAUCAUGAACUUCCUGAUUCUGAUUGUGACUUCGAGGAGAGUUAUGGAAGCCGCAAAAAGAAAGGAAAAAACACUAAAAGUGGGUCAAGUUCUUCGAAAAGUAAAGCUACCACAGGGGAGUCCAGCUCCCAGAAGCGUAACAAUCGUGGAACAGGAAGAGGCCGUGGUAGAAAAUCUCAAAAUCCUCUGGACAGUCCAAGCACUAAGGAUGGGGAAACUCCGAAGAAAAAUCGCAGCCAGACACUACCGCAUCUUACUCCUCAGACUAGUUCAUCGCCUGUGACUGUCCCACCGGAGGAGACAGUCAUGCCUGUUCUUGUACCGGAACCUAAAACGAUUGAAGACAUUGAGGAAAACAUAAUCAUGAAGCCUAUACCGCCAGUUGUUCCCAGUUCAAGUUCAAGUUCCAGUUCCACUUCCGGCACUGCUUCCUUUACUUCUAAUUCGAUUGUGGAAAAGGGUCGAGCUAUCCCGUCUCCGUAUUGUGACUUCUGCCUUGGCGACGCUCGAGAGAAUAAAAAGACAUUCGAGCCGGAGGAACUCGUAUCUUGUUCCGACUGCGGACGUUCGGGUCAUCCAACAUGUCUUCAGUUUACUGCAAACAUGAUUAUUUCGGUUCGAAAAUAUCGCUGGCAAUGUAUCGAAUGCAAGUAUUGCACAAUCUGUGGCACAUCGGACAACGAUGAUCAGCUUUUGUUUUGUGACGAUUGCGAUCGUGGCUAUCACAUGUACUGCUUGUCACCACCACUUGUCUCGCCUCCUGAAGGUUCCUGGAGUUGUAAGCUGUGCACUGAGGAGUUUCAUAAAAAAUAAAUCCAUCGAUGCGACAUUAUAUGAACUGCAUGAUUUGUGUAAACGUAAAACUAUAUUUGUAUUAUAAUACAUCGCGUGUGCUGAUAAAAUGGCUACGCUCCGCAUGUUGCACAUCACUAAUGGAAUUCUGGCCGAAAACCAACUGCAUUUACGUAUGGUAUAAUCGAGUAAGUAUUUUGAAGUUCUCAGCAUCAGUACAAUAAACUAAAAUAAACCUUUGACAACCCUAUCCUAAUAAAAUAAUAGAGUGCACCGUAA